Molecule: messenger RNA, 981 nt
Organism: Sugiyamaella lignohabitans
Lineage: Eukaryota; Fungi; Ascomycota; Dipodascomycetes; Dipodascales; Trichomonascaceae
Exons: 1
Coding region: 1-981 (326 amino acids)
Molecular function (GO): 4-hydroxy-tetrahydrodipicolinate synthase activity
Source: RefSeq, a predicted model, not a curated record
AUGACUAGAUUAUUGAACAAAUUAGUACCCGGAGUUUAUGUUCCCACGUUGACCUUUUUCAACGCUAAAGAUGAGUCGCUUGAUUUGGAAUCUACGAGUCUUCACGUUACUAGGCUUGUUAAGGCUGGCGUGGCAGGUAUUGUCGCACUGGGAUCCAAUGGAGAAGUGUGCAAUCUCAACGACGAGGAACGCACCAGGACCAUAGCCACUAUUAGAGAUACGCUUAACCUGGUGGGCCAUGAAAGCAUGCCCAUUAUUGCUGGUGUCUCUCAGCAAAGUGUUGUGAAUUGCGUUUCUAGCUGUAUCGAUGCUUACAAUGCUGGUGCUGACGCUGGCCUCAUAAUCGCCCCAUCUUACUAUAGACAUGCCAUUACCAAUGAUCUCUUAGUUGAAUUUUUCACUCAAGUUGCUGACAAAUCACCUGUCCCUCUUGUCUUGUACAACUUUCCAGGAGUUGUUGCUGGAAUAGAUUUGGACUCCGACCUAAUUAUCAGACUAUCUCGGCAUCCGAAUAUAAUUGGCGUGAAAUUUACAUGUGGAAAUACAGGAAAGCUCUCGCGGGUUGUGGGAGCAACAAAAGCUUGGAGUCCGCUCAAUCACCCUAAAGGUUCUUCUAUCAGCGACGGAGAUUUCGUGGCCUUUGCCGGUAUGGCAGAUUUUGUUGUUCCAGCCCUUGCAUUAGGCGGGUUUGGUGUAAUAUCAGGGGCAGCUAAUUUGAUUCCAAAGACGAUUGUAUCAGUUUACAACAGUUACGUCGACGGCGAUGCAGAAGCAGCAUGGGAAGCUCAAAGUAAGCUUUCCGAAGCAGACUGGGCGUUAACAAAGAUAGGCAUCUGGGGUUCCAAAGAGGCACUUCAGCAUUAUCAAGGCUAUGGAUCUUACAUGAGAAGUCCUGCUAAGCGUCUCACGCCAAGUGAAGCUAACAUAAUGCUAGAGAGCAUCUCACCUUUCCUAGAUGCUGAGAAGGUCUUUGAUUCUUAG